Molecule: messenger RNA, 2785 nt
Organism: Columba livia (rock pigeon)
Lineage: Eukaryota; Metazoa; Chordata; Aves; Columbiformes; Columbidae
Gene: TF
Product: transferrin
Exons: 17
Coding region: 299-2419 (706 amino acids)
Biological process (GO): antibacterial humoral response; iron ion transport
Cellular component (GO): extracellular region; early endosome; plasma membrane
Source: RefSeq, a predicted model, not a curated record
ACCUUGUAAAAUGAAAAGCACCUUGCCCUGCUCUGACUCCUGCCCACGGAAGAGUUCAGUGCCAAAGUGAAAGGCUCCUAAAAAUGGGCUGAUCCAGGCAGGGGGGGGCGAUUUAGGAACUAUUGAGAAAUGAGGAAGGACAAACAGUGUUAGGUCAUUGCUUCUGCAAACACAGCCAGGGCUUGUUCCUCUAUAAAAGGGAGAGAAAGCGGUUCCAGAGGCAUCACAGACCUGGAGGGGACAGUCUGUGACCAAGGCUGCUGCACCCCCUCCUCGGCACCCACCUCCCCGCUCAAGCAUGAAACUCUUACUCUCCACCGUGCUGUCCUUCGGGAUAGUGGCUCUGUGUCUCGCUGCUCCCCAGAAGGCAAGCGUCAGAUGGUGCACAAUAUCCUCAGCAGAAGAGAACAAAUGCAAUAAUCUACGGGAGCUCAUGCAACAAGAGAGCGUUGCGUUGAGUUGCCUGCAGAAAUCAACGUACCUCGACUGCAUAAAAGCCAUUUCGAAUAAUGAAGCGGAUGGUAUUAGCUUGGACGGUGGUCAAGUUUUUGAGGCUGGCCUUGCCCCCUACAAGCUGAAGCCCAUUGCUGCUGAGGUCUACGAACAAAGUGGAGGCUCCACAAUCAGCUACUACGCCGUGGCCCUUGUGAAGAAAGGAACAGACUUCACAAUUGACAAUCUGCAGGGCAAGACCUCCUGCCACACGGGCCUGGGCAGGUCUGCGGGCUGGAACGUCCCGAUCGGGACCCUCAUCCGCCGGGGAAACAUCCAGUGGGACGGCAAAGACUCGGGCUCCAUCGAGCAAGCUGUGGCAAAUUUUUUCUCUGCCAGCUGUGUGCCUGGUGCCACCACUGAACAAAAACUGUGCCGCCAGUGCAAGGGGGACGCCAAAACCAAAUGCUCCCGCACGGGACCUUAUUCUGGAUAUUCUGGAGCUUUUCACUGUCUGAAAGACGGAAAAGGAGACAUCGCUUUUGUGAAGCACACAACUGUCCAAGAAAAUGCCCCAGAGGAGAAGGAUGAGUACGAGCUGCUGUGUCUGGAUGGCACCCGUCAGCCAGUGGACAACUACAAAUCCUGUCACUGGGCCAGGGUGCCUGCUCAUGCUGUGGUGGCUCGGGAUGAUAGCAAGGUUGAUGACAUCUGGACCUUCCUCUCAAAGGCACAGGAAAGAUUUGGCGUGGGCACAAGCAGCAGCUUCCAUCUCUUUGGGCCACCUGGCAAGAAGGAACCAGCCCUCAAAGACUUGCUUUUCAAAGACUCUGCUAUCGGGCUGAAGCGUAUCCCGUCACUGAUGGAUUCCCAGCUCUACCUGGGCUUCGAGUACUACAGUGCCAUCCAGAGCCUUCAGAAAGACCAGCUGAGCUCCAACCACAGGGAAAAAAAGAUGCGGUGGUGCGCGGUGGGCAAGAACGAGAAGAGCAAGUGUGACCUCUGGAGCGUGGUGAGCAACGGGGAGGUGGAGUGCACCGUGGCGGACGACACCAAGAGCUGCAUCGUGAAGAUCAUGAAAGGUGAAGCAGAUGCGAUCAGCUUGGAUGGAGGUUUUGUCUACACGGCCGGAGUGUGCGGCUUGGUGCCGGUGAUCGGAGAAAGCUAUGACGAUGAGCGCGAAUGCAGCAAAGCAGCAGGAGAACCAGCUUCCUACUUUGCUGUGGCUGUUGUGAAGAAAUCUGAUGGCGACAUCACGUGGAACAAUCUGCAGGGCAAGAAGUCAUGCCACACGGCUGUUGGGAGGACAGCCGGCUGGAACAUCCCCAUGGGCUUGAUUCACAACAAGACAGGGAACUGCAAUUUCGAUGAAUACUUCAGCGAGGGCUGCGCUCCCGGGUCUCCUCCCAACUCCCGCCUGUGCCAGCUGUGCCAGGGCUCCGGGGGGCUCCCACCGGAGAAAUGCGUCGCCAGCAGCCAUGAGAAAUACUACGGAUAUACCGGAGCUCUCCGGUGUCUGGUUGAGCGGGGAGAUGUGGCCUUUAUUAAACAUUCAAUUGUUGAGGAGAACGUUGAUGGCAAAAAUAAAGAAGACUGGGCUAAAGAUCUGAAGAUGGACCAGUUUGAGUUGCUGUGCACUGAUGGGCGACGGGCGAAUGUCAUGGCUUACAGGGAGUGUCACCUGGCCAAAGUUCCUACCCAUGCUGUGGUCACGCGUCCCGAGAAAGCAAAGAAAGUCCGCGAGCUGCUGGAGAGACAGGAGAAAUUGUUUGGGACGAAAGGAGUCGACACGGACAGGUUCAAGAUGUUUGAGUCUGAAACCAAGGACCUUCUGUUUAAAGACUUGACCAAGUGUCUGGUCAAACUCCGCGAGGGAAUCACGUACAAGGAGUUCCUUGGAGAUCAAUACUACGCUUCAGUUGCCAGCCUCAACACCUGCAAUCCAUCAGAUCUCCUCCAGGUGUGCACCUUCCUGGAGGACAAGUAGCGAGAUGGGAAGGACCCUUUGCUGGAAGGGGAGGAAACUUCAAGCCACGACUCCUCUUGCGCCCUCAGCACCCACCACCCAUCCGCCGAGGGGCCUCUGCCUCCCCUGCUUUCUCUGCCCUUCCUCAUCGCUCUCAAAGCGGCUGCCGGAGACUUCACCCUUCUCUGCUGCCAUCACAGCAAGAAAUAAAAUCUUAAAUCUAAAGGGGUGUCCUGAGGUUUUUCCAAACGGUCCUUAUUCCUGGGUAUCUCUCGCUGGAGGAUGAUGCCAAGUUUGGCGGUUGCAUUUAAGGUUUUCCCGCCCACUAGAGAAGUUUGUUUCAAUGUUUGCUGAAGCAAAAUGGAUUAAAUACGCCCUGGAGCCUAA